Teleopsis dalmanni is the source of this 1483-nucleotide messenger RNA. RefSeq names its product solute carrier family 25 member 40-like. The transcript has 5 exons. Bases 273 to 1370 code for a protein of 365 amino acids. NCBI's taxonomy places the organism in Eukaryota, Metazoa, Arthropoda, Insecta, Diptera, Diopsidae. Gene Ontology annotation, biological process: mitochondrial transmembrane transport. The record is from RefSeq and is a predicted model, not a curated record.
UUAUACCAUGAACAAUAAUAAUUUGUGAUGGCAAGCCUGUUUAGAAUCAGCAUGAAUCUAAAAUGUCAAAAAAUAUUAUUUGUUUUUUUAUAAUAUUCAAAAUAUUAAUUGAAAUCAAAUAGUUGUUCGUUCAGGACUCAAUAGCUCUAUACAGAUAUAGUUGUACAAGUAAUAUAAAAUACUUUAAACUGAAAGCAUAAAAUAUAUGCAGAUAAUGUGCUAUUCUGUAGCAGUGACAAUAUCGACUAAAUAAACGGGAAACGUGAUCUGUUAUGUCUGCUGAUAGCGAAAAUCCUCAACAACCAAAGUUAGAUGAUCCAAAGUUUCGAAUAAGACCAACACAGCAAGUUGUAUCAGCAUGCACCGGUGCUUUAAUAACCGCAUUGUUUAUGACACCAUUGGAUGUUAUAAAAACACGACUUCAAACACAGCAGUCUACGAUGACAAACAAAUGUUUUCUCUACUGUAAUGGGUUAAUGGAUCAUUUGUGCCCCUGUGAUCCAAAGUCACUAAAUGCGACAACUAAACCUCCAGAGCAUUUAAAUGGUACAUUUGAUGCGUUCCUUAAAAUAAGUCGAAGUGAAGGGGUAGCAUCCCUUUGGUCGGGUUUAAGUCCCACUUUAAUUUCUGCGUUACCAUCAACAGUGAUAUAUUUUGUAGCUUACGAGCAGAUAAAAGUGCGGGCACUUGAAAUUUAUUAUAAACAUUUUGCUGCAGUGAAAGGUACGCACUACGGACGCGACAUACCAUUUUUUAUUCCCCUCAUGUCUGGUAUGUCUGCAAGAAUAUGUGCUGUUACAUUUGUUAGUCCUAUUGAGUUGUUACGCACAAAAAUGCAGUCACAAAAAAUGACAACCGCAGAAAUUGCAAGCGCUAUAAAUCACGUAAUUAAACACCAAGGAAUAUUGGGCUUAUGGCGUGGUCUACCUCCUACUAUUUUAAGAGAUGUGCCAUUUUCUGGUAUGUAUUGGACGUGCUAUGAAACUAUCAAAAAAUACUGCAAUAUAGUGGAACCUACAUUCGGAUUCAGUUUUAUGGCGGGUGCGAUAUCAGGAUCGUUGGCUGCAACAGUAACAACACCUUUCGAUGUAAUAAAAACUCAUGAGCAGAUCGAGUUUGGAGAUAAAGUGUUAUUUAGUGAUGAACCCAAAAAUCAAUAUCGGCCGAAGACAGUAGUUCAACGUUUUGCAGCAAUUUAUCGAAUGAGUGGUAUACGAGGUCUCUUCGCUGGCUUAGGACCAAGAUUGUUUAAGGUUGCACCAGCUUGCGCCAUUAUGAUAUCAUCUUUUGAAUACAGCAAAGCAUUCUUUUACCAGUACAAUGUAACGAAACACUCCGAGGAAAUAGUAGUUGCCAGUCACAAAGUUUGACGCAGGCUUAAUAAUAUUCCAUAUGAAUAAUUGAUGUAUAAUCAACUGUUGUUAUUAGGCGCAUGUUGUGCUUUUAAAAUUAGACUUAUAUUAAAAUAUAUUUUAUGACAUUU